ACAGUUUUCGACUUCAGUUUCAGUUGUCAAGAUCAGUGACAAGUGCCGGACGUUGCCUCGCUAUUUUCUUAAAUAAUAUAUAGAAAUUUACAAUGAAGUCUGUUGUGUGCUGUGUGAUGCUCCUGUUUAUUGGUGGGAUCGUGGAAUGCGCUGCCAAGAGGCGUAAUCACAAUGAUCCACCAACUGACAAGCUGCCAAUUACGCUGUAUUACGAAUCACUUUGUCCAUAUUGUCGAGCAUUCGUCACAGAGCAAUUGAAUCCCUCGAUGGUGCGUCAGGAUCGUCUUGCCUUCACAGAGUUAACCCUGGUGCCCUAUGGCAAUGCCCGAAAAGACAACACGACGGGCAAGGUGACAUGUCAGCACGGCGUACUGGAGUGUGAACUAAAUGCCUGGCAUGGCUGCAUCCUGGAGCAUCAUAACAUCACGGACGCGUUGAAGUUGAUUGCCUGCAUGAUGCGUAGUGGAAAGAAUCAGAUCGACAAGUGCGCUACCCGUUACAGCAUCGAUGUGACCGCCGUCAAAGCUUGCAUAAAAUCGCGCAGCGUUGAUGAUAUAUUGGAAAAGUAUCGCAAAGAGACGCAAAAAAUUGUUCACCUUUAUUCUGGUGUUCCUGCAAUAGCUGUGGAUAAUGUUUAUAAUCAAGCUGACCAAAACGAUCUAACUGAUAAUUUCGACGAUUUCUUUUGUGCCAAAUAUGAAGCUAAGUUCAACAAGAAAUUGAAAAACUGCCUUUAAUAUGGUCUUAGAGAUCUGAUCACAUUGUUAUAUUCAAUAAAGACC
Messenger RNA from Drosophila albomicans, 782 nucleotides. RefSeq names its product GILT-like protein 2 (gene GILT2). Bases 93 to 737 code for a protein of 214 amino acids. Lineage: Eukaryota; Metazoa; Arthropoda; Insecta; Diptera; Drosophilidae. The transcript is spliced from 4 exons. The record is from RefSeq and is a predicted model, not a curated record. Gene Ontology annotation, molecular function: oxidoreductase activity, acting on a sulfur group of donors, disulfide as acceptor.